UCGUGAUAAGAUAGAAUAUAGAAAUUAUUUAAGACGUGCAGCUCAAUUAGGCAAUUCAGAUGCUCAGUUUUUCUAUGGAAGAUAUUUGUAUGAGAAUCAUGUAUUCAUUGAUGGAAACAAAAAGAUUGGAAAACAAUAUUUGAUAAAAUCAAGUGAGUCCAAUGAAGCUGCAAAGAGUAUUGUGCUCGUAAAAAAUUAA
Messenger RNA from Racocetra persica, 199 nucleotides. Lineage: Eukaryota; Fungi; Glomeromycota; Glomeromycetes; Diversisporales; Gigasporaceae. The record is from the annotation of a GenBank genome assembly.